Molecule: messenger RNA, 5227 nt
Organism: Lycium barbarum (goji berry)
Lineage: Eukaryota; Viridiplantae; Streptophyta; Magnoliopsida; Solanales; Solanaceae
Product: pentatricopeptide repeat-containing protein At5g27110-like
Exons: 2
Coding region: 459-2585 (708 amino acids)
Biological process (GO): RNA modification
Molecular function (GO): RNA binding; protein binding
Source: RefSeq, a predicted model, not a curated record
CAAAGAGCGUACUGUUAUAAAGUUGGUCGCUGCUGUUAUAGGUGAAAUGCUGUUAUAAAAAAGUAAAAUAUAACAUAAGAAUUCGGUUCCGAAAAAAAUUGGCUGUUAUAGAAAAGGUGUUGUUCUAUGCGGAUGCGUUAUAGGGAGGUCUAACUGUAUAUAUAUAAAAAAUUAAAAAUAAAAGAUUCAAAAUAACAAAGGACAAAAUAUUAUUCAACGUUGGGGAAAGUGUUUAAUUUUAAAAUCAAAUUGAAGGGGAAAAUUUACUUUCACCAAAUUUUAUCAUCAUCAAUCAUCAUAGACAAAAAAAAAAAACAAAUUAUUUUCAAGAUAUUAAAUUACUGUCUUACUUUUGAACUUCACUGCACAAAUUAGUUAAUGUCGAACUGAAAAAAAAAAAAAAAAAAAAAAAAGCUCAAACAAAUCUUGUACGUGACUGCUGAUGAGACUAAGGUGUUAUGGAUUCCAUCAAAAUUUUGUCCCUCUUGAAAUCAUCCCUUAGUAUUUCAACAUCACUGAAACAAGCCAAACUGUUGCACCAAAAGAUUGUCACUCUAGGCUUACAAAGCAACAUUAUUUUAUCCAAGAAUCUAAUUAACCUAUACAUCUCUUGCCAUGAUUUCCAUUCCACUAAGCUAGUCUUUCAAAAUCUUGAGAACCCUCUUGAUAUCACUUUAUGGAAUGGUCUAAUGGCUGCUUAUACUAAGAACCAUAUGUUCAAUGAAGCUCUUCAACUCUUUGACAAGUUGUUACAAUUCCCAUAUCUUAAACCUGAUAGUUACACUUUCCCUAGUGUUCUUAAGGCUUGUAGUGGUUUAGGAAAUGUCCAAUGUGGUCAAAUGAUACAUGCUCAUUUGAUUAAAACUGGGAUUUUAUCAGAUGUUGUUGUGACAAGUUCAGUGAUUGGGAUGUAUGCGAAAUGCGACUUUUUCGGGUCAGCUAUACAUCUAUUUGAUGAAAUGCCUGAGAGAGAUGUUGUGUGUUGGAAUACUGUGAUUUCGUGCUACUAUCAAAGUGGGCAAUUUGAAAAAGCUCUUGAAUUUUUUGAGAAGAUGAAGGAUUUGAGAUAUAUGCCUAAUUCGGUUACCUAUACAGCAGCAAUCUCGUCGUGUUCGAGGCUUUUGGAUGUGGAAAGUGGGGAGAGAAUUCAUCAGGAAUUAGUGAAUAAUAAGUUUCUGUUGGAUGGUUUUGUAAGUUCUGCUCUUGUGGACAUGUAUGGGAAAUGUGGCUUCUUAGAGAAGGCUAAACGGAUUUUUGAGCAAAUCCCUGGUAAGAGUUUGGUUUCUUGGAAUUCCAUGAUAUCUGGGUAUAGUUUGAGAGGUGAUAGCAAAUCAUGCAUUGAGCUUUUACGAAGGAUGAACGAAGAAAACAUGAAACCCUCUUCCGUGACUUUAAGCACCUUAUUAAUGGCGUGCUCUAAAUCUGCUCAAUUGCAGCAUGGGAAGUUUCUUCAUGCAUAUAUAAUUCGAAAUAAUAUAGGAUCUGAUGUCUUUCUUAACGCUUCACUUGUUGACUUAUAUUUCAAAUGUGGCAGAGUGGAGAAUGCCCAAAAUGUCUUUAGUAAGAUCACAAAGAAGAAUGUGGAAGCCUGGAAUGUAAUGAUCUCUGGAUAUGUGUCAGCUGGUUACUACUUGGAGGCUCUUGACGUUUAUAAUGACAUGAAGUUGGCAGGGAUAAAGCCUGAUGCAAUCACUUUGACUAGUGCCUUGGUAUCUUGUUCACAGUUGGCAGCCUUAGAACAGGGCAAGGAGAUCCACAAGUGUAUUGUUGAUAAUAGGUUGGAAUCCAAUGAAAUUGUUACGGGGUCGCUGCUUGAUAUGUAUGCUAAAUGUGGUGCGGUAAGUGAAGCUUUUGAAGUCUUUGAUGAGUUGCCUGAGAGAGAUCUGGUAUCAUGGACUACAAUGAUCUCCGCAUAUGGAUCUCAAGGCCAAGCUUUUGAAGCGUUAAAACUCUUUAAUGAAAUGCUGUAUUCUAAUGUAAAACCGGACAGAGUUGCAUUCCUUGCAGUAAUUUCUGCAUGUGCUCAUGCUGGAUUAGUGGAUGAAGGUUACCGUUAUUUUAAUUUAAUGGUCAGCGACUGUGGCAUCCAACCAUCAGCUGAAGAGUACUCAUGUCUAAUUGACCUUCUUGGACGUGCGGGAAGAUUGCGUGAAGCCUAUGCAAUUCUGCAGAGCAACGCGCACAUCAGGGAGGAUGUUGAGUUAUUAACUGCAUUAGCUUCUGCAUGCCAUUUGCAUGGGGAACUAGAUAUUGGUGAAGAAAUCGCAAAGAUGCUUACUCAAAAAGACGAAGAUGAUCCGUCUACUUACAUUGUUUUGGCAAAAAUAUAUGCUUCGCAGAACAAAUGGAAUGAGGUACGCAAGUUGAGACUGAAGAUGAAGAAGCUGGGAUUGAGGAAGAAACCUGGAUGUAGUUGGAUUGAAGUAGACAAGCGGACUCAAACUUUCUUGGCAGAUGAUAAAUCAUUCCCGCUAGUAGACAAUGUUUAUCAAUGUCUAUCGUUAAUAAAUAGUGAAAUGGAAAACUAUGAAUGCUUUAGCAUUAAUAGCAACGGAGAUGAAUUCUACUCACAGCCAACUACUUGACCAAAUCAAUCUCCCUGCUCAUAGAAAUAACUUUGUUUUUCCAAACAAAUGACACACUGAUCGGAAAGACAUUGUUUGGUCUCUUAUGGAUGUUCGCCUCAUAGUGGAUAAGAGCAAGAUCCUUCAAAUCCUAUAUUAAGGUAGGAAGUCUUGUUCGCAAGGCUCAACUCUAAGAGGUAAGGCUGGAAUGAUGCUAUUAACAGCCGGAUAUGUGUCAGUGCUUCUACUUGGAGGCUCUUGAUGACUAUAUACUGCCAUGAAGGUGGCAGGGGUAAAAACUGAUGCAAGAGUCUCGGCAUCUCGUUUACAGUUGGCAAACUGCGCAAGAAGAUCCUCAAGUGUAUAUGGACAUCAUGUUGGAAUGAAAUAAAAUCGAUCAAUGGGGGCCUAACUGCCAGAUUCGAAGCCAAGAAAGGUUAAGGCAAGGAGAUCCUAUGUCUCCUUACCUCUUUGUCUUGGCUAUGGAAUAUUUAAACAGAUCAUUGAAGCAACUUAUGCAUGUGUCUGCCUUCAAGUAUCAUCCACAAUGUGCCAAGAUCAAAUUGGUGCAGAUCUGCUUUUGAUGACCUUCUCAUGUGUUGUAGAGCUGACAAAUCUAUUAAGCUGAUGUUGAAUAGAUUUGAACACUUCUCUGAGGUAUCAAGCUUGGAAGCAAAUAUGGUAAGAGUUCCUUGUAUGUAUCAGGUGUAUCAAAUGAAUCUAGGGAUCAACUACUUGCUGAGAUACAUUUUGCCCCGGGAGAAAUGCCUUUUAAAUAUCUAGGAGUACCCCCUGUAUUCUAGAAAGCUCAAUGUCAGUCAGUGCUUACCCUAGUGGAUAGAAUUAUUGCUAGAAUAAAAUGCCGGACAUCAAAAUUCCUAUCUUAAGGUGGCAGACUUCAGUUGAUCAAAAGUGUAUUGUUAGAAAUCCAGACAUAUUGGACCCAAGUCUUCUUAUUGCCUAUGAAGAUACUCUCUAGGAUAAGUGGAUAACCAGUGUUUGUAGAAAUUUCAUGUGGACCGGAAGCAAUGAGUGUUCAAGGGAGCCCUGGUAGCCUGGGAUACUCUAUGUCAGCCCAAAUCUACUGGUGGACAAUCUGCUGAACUUCUUCCUGUGAAACAAAGCAGCAAUUUGUAAACUUCUAUGGACUGUCGCUUAGGAGAAGGAGACAUUAUGGGUGAAAUGGAUACAUAAUUUCUACAUAGAAGGAAGGGACUUAGCUACUGUUAGCUCUCGUAAACAAGCUAGCUGGUUGGUGAGCAAGAUUCUUGAUGCUAGAAGGUGGUUAAAUGAGAAUGAAGAUAUAUCCAUAGUACUGGAUAGAUUUACUAUCCAAGGUAAAUUCAGUAUUAAGAGGGCUUAGAAUUCACUACUUCCACAAUAUCCAAAGCCCCAUGGAAGAAAUUGAUCCUGACUAAAGGCCUACUGCCUAGACAUCACUUUGUGUUGCGGCUAGCACUGCAUAACAUGCUCCCAACAGUUGAAAGACUCCGCAGAUAGAGCAUUCAGGUGGCCACAGAGUCUGUCCUCUGUCAAUCAAAUGCUGUGGAAUCUCAUUCACAUCUGUUCUUCAAUUGCUCUUAUUUGGAUGACACUACUUACUUGGAUGGGCAUAAAUAGACAGGUUGAUGACUGGGACUCAGAGGUGCAAUGGUUAUCUUUUAUAAUACAUAGCGCAAGAGUUAAGACCAUGAUUCUGGAUUCAUCUUUGCUGCGGUGAUAUACCAUGUCUGGAUUUGAAAGAAACAGUCGAAGGUUUAAUCAAGUGGCAAGAGUCAAAGAGAUCAUAUUGCAGCUGCAUAUUAUGGGACAGAGACACCUCAAGUGGAAGAGUAUACUAGAAAUGCUUAAUAGCUUUCCCUGUUAAAAGAGUCCAACUUUUUGUUUGUACAGUGAUUAAGACCCUUCCUAGAAGGUGCUGAGUUCAUUAGUACAUGUCCAAGGUAAAAAGAGUAGCCAGUUCUUUUUCUUUAGUUGAUGUCCCAUAAUUUUCUGUUUGAAAUCACUCAAUAGUGACUAUUUGGUAUAUGAAUGACUCAAAGAAGUCUCUUUCACAUAACCAUCAUUAUUCUUACCCGUGACUUUUCACUUAGGCUUUUGAAAAAAAAAAAAAAAAACAUAAAAUGCAGAAAAGUAGUGAUGAUGAAACAAGAAAAAAAAAAAUCCAAAAUACGCCUACAAUAAUUAUAACUGAAAAUUUGUUAAUAACAUCCAAAACAAACAAAAAACACUACAAAUCCUAGUUAGGGCUUGGCCAUCGUUGUGGAGCCUCAUCUGGUACUCCAUUAGGCAGCCCUCUCAACCUACGAAGUUCUUUCAUCAUCCUAGCCCUAGUUGCAAAUAAUUCUCACAUUAAUCGAUCCACAAUUUGCCGCAGUUACUUCGAUUUCGUCGAUUAAAAUUGCCAUAUCCCAAAUUGGAUCUGUCAUCACUUCACUAGUAAAAAACAGUAAGAAAAUAAAAAGGUAGAAGAUACACAAAAAUUGUAACCCUAGUUUUAGAAGGAUAAAGAAAUGGAAGAAAGAAAUUUUCUUUGAGUGGGAAUGAAAGUGUGAGUUUAGGACAUAAUUGUUACGGUCUGCUUUUGUACUCAAUCAUAAAAGCUUCUCAUAACUUGGCUGUUGUCAUGAAAAAACAAAGUCUCCACCUAAUUAAUUGUUUGA